This is a messenger RNA of Pantherophis guttatus, 2867 nucleotides long. RefSeq names its product ALG8 alpha-1,3-glucosyltransferase (gene ALG8). Gene Ontology annotation, cellular component: endoplasmic reticulum membrane. Gene Ontology annotation, molecular function: dolichyl pyrophosphate Glc1Man9GlcNAc2 alpha-1,3-glucosyltransferase activity. The record is from RefSeq and is a predicted model, not a curated record. Gene Ontology annotation, biological process: dolichol-linked oligosaccharide biosynthetic process; protein N-linked glycosylation. NCBI's taxonomy places the organism in Eukaryota, Metazoa, Chordata, Lepidosauria, Squamata, Colubridae.
UUUGCUGGUCAGAAAGUCGCAAAAGCAGAUCACACAACUCCCGGGACACUGCAACCGUCAUAAAUAUGAGUCGGUUGCCAAGCGUCUGAAUUUUGACCAUGUGGAUGCUGCAACGGUUGUAAGUGAGAAAAAACGUUCAUAAGUCACAUUUUUUCAGUGCCGUUGUAUCUUCGGACAGUCACUAAACAAACAUACAAGUAGUCCUCGACUUCCGACCACAAUAGAACCCAGAAUUUCUGUUGCUAAAUGAGACAUUGGUUGAGUUUUGCCUCAUUUUACCACCUUUCUUGCCAUAGUGGUUCAGUGAAUCACUGCAGUUGGUAAGUUAGUAACCCGGUUGUUAAGUGAAUCUGGCUUCCCCACUGACUGCUUGUCAGAAGGUCACAAAAAGGGAUCCCAUGACCUUGGGACCCAGCUACGGUCAUAAGUGUGCCAAACAUCUGAAUUUUGAUCCCAUGAUCAUGGGGAUGCGUCAAAGGUCGUAACAGUGAAAAAUGGUCAUAAGUCACUUUUUUCACGGCCGUUGUAUGUUUAUAUGGUCACUAAACAAAUGGCUGUAAGUCAAGGACUACCUGCAUUCUCCUCCAAAACGGGGCGUGUUAGGAACUAUGCUCAUCAUCUGGUUUCUGAAUCUACCCACAGAGAGAUUGUUUAACUGGGAAGUUUGCUUUUAAGAUCUGCUUGUUGUUGUGACCGGAAGCUGAACAUACCUUUCAAGCAGGCAUCUGCAGUCUCUCUCUUGCCUGUCCUGUCAGCCUUCCUAGAUUAAAAAAUGAAGGUCUCUGUCUGGAUUAGCCCAGCAAACUGAUCCAGAUCGUUCCCCUUUGCACAAACCAGCAUAGCAACAACAGACCGGUUUGCAAUAAUUUGGGCAACCUCUGAGUGGACCUUGGAUUACCCUCCCUUUUUUGCCUGGUUCGAGUGUCUGCUUUCCCAGGCUGCCGUGUACUUUGACAAAGAGAUGCUGUCCGUUCAGAAUCUCAACUAUUCCAGCCAAAUGACCGUUCUUUUCCAAAGGCUAUCGGUGAUCGCUACCGAUACGCUCUACAUCUAUGCUGUGUACCAAUGCUGCACUUGUGUAAACGGGAAGCGAGGUGCAAAAGAACUCUUGGAAAGCCCACCGUUCGUUCUUUCGGUCCUUCUCCUGUGGAAUUUUGGUCUCUUAAUUGUGGAUCAUAUUCACUUCCAAUACAACGGUUUCCUCUUUGGAUUGCUGCUGCUUUCCAUUGCACGAUUAUUCCAGAAAAGAUACUUGGAGGGAGCUUUUCUCUUUGCUGUCCUCCUGCAUUUCAAGCACAUCUACCUCUACGUAGCCCCAGCCUAUGGCAUCUAUCUACUCCGAUCUUACUGCUUCACCCAAAGUAAUCCAGAUGGAUCUCUUCGGUGGCGCAGUUUCAGUUUUUUACGCUUAAUCGUGCUUGGAUUAAUUGUCUGCCUGGUUUCUGCCGUUUCCCUGGGGCCGUUUUUGGUUUGGGGUCAACUUCCUCAAGUCAUCUCUCGCCUCUUCCCUUUCAAACGGGGCCUCUGCCAUGCGUACUGGGCCCCAAACGUUUGGGCGGUGUAUAACUCCCUUGACAAAAUGUUGUCAGUCCUUGGAUUGAAGUACCAAUUGCUUGACCCUGCAAAAAUAUCUAAGGCAGCCAUGACAGGAGGGCUGGUUCAGGAAUUUCAACACACCGUCCUUCCUUCUGUGACCCCACUGGCAACCCUAUGCUGCACCGCCAUCUCCAUGCUGCCUUCUGUUUUCUGUCUUUGGUUUAAACCCCAAGGGCCCAGAGGAUUCCUCAGGUGCUUGGUUCUCUGUGCGCUAAGCUCCUUCCUGUUUGGCUGGCACGUCCACGAGAAAGCCAUUCUCCUCGCCAUUCUUCCUUUGAGCUUGCUGUCUGUGGAGAAGUCAAGAGAUGCUGGUAUUUACCUAAUACUGUCCACUACGGGUCAUUUUUCCCUCUUCCCACUGCUGUUUACCACGCCAGAGCUGCCCAUUAAAAUACUGCUGAUGCUCCUCUUUUCAGUGUACAGUUUCUCCUCCCUCAAGGCCCUGUUCAGGAACGAGCCUCUGCUUAACUGGCUGGAAGCAGUCUACCUCAUUGGGCUGAUACCCGUAGAAAUCGUCUGUGAAAUUGUGUUCCCUUUUACUUCCUGGGCUCAAAAACUGCCUUUCUUGCCUCUGUUGCUCACCUCGGUGUAUUGUGCUGCCGGCGUCAUUUAUGCCUGGCUCAAGCUCUACAUCUCGGCCUUCACAGGCCCAUCGGAAGGCAAAUCAAAGAAAGAACAAUGAUAUAUCUAUCUAUCAUUGGGUUCCAAGCCGGGGAGGAUCGUUCCAAAAAAGUUCACAACCGCAACAGCUGCCAACAUGGGAUGUCCUGUCCAAUUCCAGAAAUGGAACUUUCAAACUCGUUCUUUAAAGUCUUGGGGACCUGAAACUAAUCGGUUUUUUAAACCAGUGCAACCUGAAUGCAAUAUUGGGUUAUUUCCAUAAUUGCUGUAGCAAGAAAACAAAAUCAACGUUUUUUUCUUAUUAUUCUUUUUAAUCAUUGCAAAGGCCAUAGGGAUGUGCUGAUACAAAUACAAAGAGAACGGGAACUAUUCUUUCUCCCCAGUUCGAUGACGUGGAUUGAAGGAGAUAAUUACUUAAAAUUGAAAUAGGCACACUCCAUCUAACUGAUGUGUAUUGUAAGGAAAAACAUUUGAAUUAUAAGGAAAGACAUUUGCCAAUCUAAGAGAUGGACUUUGCAUCUACCCAAGAAAAGGACACAGGCUGAAUUCCCCAACUCUAUAUUACGGAAUCACUGUUCUCUAGAAAAAGUUAUUAUCAUGCAGGGGCACAAAAACGAAAAUGUGAAUAAAGGAUUUGGUUUUGUAUCUGU